Messenger RNA from Emiliania huxleyi CCMP1516, 501 nucleotides. RefSeq lists its product as hypothetical. The transcript has 2 exons. NCBI's taxonomy places the organism in Eukaryota, Haptophyta, Isochrysidales, Noelaerhabdaceae. The coding region runs from base 1 to 501 and encodes 166 amino acids. The record is from RefSeq and is a predicted model, not a curated record. Gene Ontology annotation, molecular function: NAD+ poly-ADP-ribosyltransferase activity.
AUGGUGCGCGUGCCGGCGUCUUCGGACGAGCACGACCACGUGGAGUCCGAUUUCCGGCGCUCGAUCAGCGCCUUCUUUCUGCAGAGCCGCUACCGGUCGGGUCAGCAGCCGCAGGUGCUCGUGGAGGCGGUGCACCGCGUGCAGAACCGGCCGCAGUGGCGGCGGUACUGCCUGCUGCGCGACGAGCUCCGCCUGCGCGAGCGCGCGCCCGACGACGCGGCGGCCAUGCGCCGCUUCGAGCGCGAGCGGCUCUACCACGGCACCGACGAGGCGACGGCCGACAAGAUCGCGCACAACAACUUCAAUCGCUCGUUCUGCGGGAAGAAUGCGACGCGGCUGGGCCACGGCUCGUACUUUGCGCUGCACGCGGGCUACUCGCUCAGGUACGCGCCGCCCGACGGGAGAGGCGUGCGGCGCAUCUACGCGUGCCGCAUCUACGUCACGUACAAGGACUCGCAGGCCUAUCCGGAGUACCUCAUCUCGUUCCGGCUGGACAAGUGA